Ornithorhynchus anatinus (platypus) is the source of this 15658-nucleotide messenger RNA. RefSeq names its product SCO-spondin, pseudogene (gene SSPOP). The record is from RefSeq and is a predicted model, not a curated record. Gene Ontology annotation, cellular component: extracellular matrix. Gene Ontology annotation, molecular function: protein binding. NCBI's taxonomy places the organism in Eukaryota, Metazoa, Chordata, Mammalia, Monotremata, Ornithorhynchidae.
AUGGGGCUUUUAGCCCUGCUCUGCCUCUGGGCCAUCCUGGCAUUGGCGGAUGGCCGGUGGUGCGAGCGGACGGAGAUGGUACAAGUGGAGGAGGUUGUGAGCCCACGGCAGGAGGAUCUUGUGCCCUGUGCCAGCCUCUACCACUACCUCCGGGAGGGCUGGCAGCUAGAUUUAUCCCGGAGCGGGCAUCCGUGGCCUGGCACCUCCUCUGCCCAGGCCCUGGCCCUCUGCCCAAUCUACAAACCCCCAGACACCGGCCGCAGUGUGGAACCGGACGGUGCGAGCCUGCUGCCCGGGCUGGAGCGCCCCCAGUGCACUCUAGGUAAGGACGGCCUAGCGGAUGGCUUCGGCGGCCACUCGGGGAGAUGGGGACAAGGAGGCAGAGCCAGGGGUACGCAGGGGCAUCCCCCACCCUUGCUGUCACGGGGGCUGGUCUUUCUGGCAGGGCCCUCUCCCUCACCCACACUCUUGCAGCCCCUCGGGGGGGCGGUGGGGCAGGUGUGGGGACAGCGCCGGCGCCUCUCGGCCACCUGCACCACCUGGUCCGGCUUCCACUACCGUACCUUCGAUGGGCGCCACUUCCACUUCCUGGGUCGCUGCACCUACCUGCUGGCGGGCGAUGACGAGGCCACCUGGGCCAUCCAGAUCACGCCCCGGGCUCACUGCCCACAUCCCGGGCACUGCCCGCCGGCGGUGCGGGUGCUCCUGGGCCAGGAUGAGGUGCUGGUCAGAGGGCGCGACGUCUCUGUGAAUGGGGUCCCCGUGUCCGAGGGGGAGCCCCUCCUGCAGCAUGGGCUGAGCCUGAGGUGGCAGGAUGCCUGGCUGCUCCUGGCGGGGGGCCUGGGGGUGUCCGUGCGGCUGGACCGGCGGGACUCGGUCUCCCUCACCGUUGACCACGAGUUCCGGGGCCACACCCGAGGCCUCUGCGGCCUCUACAAUGACCAGCCGGAAGAUGACUUCCGGGAACCCGGGGGGACCCAAGCUGUCUUGGCUGCUACAUUCGGCAACUCCUGGAGGCUCCCAGGCUCUGAGCCCGGGUGCCCAGAUGUGGCGGAGGCGGCCCUGGGGUGUGAGGCCCCUGCGGAGGAGCCGAAGAUGGGCCUAGAAGCAGAGGCACGGCGGGCUGAAGCUGAGGGAGCCUGUCACUUGCUGCUAGUGGGGCCCUUCAAGGAUUGCCAUGCCCAGGUGCAGCCCAGCGGGUUCCACGGUGCCUGCCUCUUUGCUUACUGCACAGCGAGUGAGGGGCAGGAAGGGCACCAGGAAGCCGUCUGCGCCACCUUUGCCAGCUAUGCCCGCUACUGUGCCCAGCGCCACGUCUACAUCCACUGGAGGAAGCCCGGCUUCUGUGAGCGCCCUUGCCCGACAGGGAAGGUGUUCUCGGACUGCGUGUCCUCCUGUCCGGCCAGCUGUACGGCCGUGGGUUUGGGAGCCGAGGGGCACUGCCGGGAAGAGUGUGUGAGCGGCUGUGAGUGCCCACCCGGCCUCUACCAGGACGGGGAGAGUUGCGUCUCCGCCGCCCUCUGCCCCUGCUACCAUCGGGGCCAGCGCUAUGGCCCUGGGGAGACUGUGGAUCAGCUGUGCAAUCAAUGUGUGUGCCAGGAGGGCCAUUGGCACUGUACCCAGGAGCUAUGCCCAGCCGAGUGUGCAGUGGGCGGGGAUGGGCACUACCUGACUUUCGACGGGCGUCGCUUCACCUUCCUUGGGGGCACGGGCUGCCGUUACACCCUGGUGCAGGACUACGUGGAGGAGCGGCUGCAGAUCACGGCGGAACACGGGAGCUGUGAGGCAGGAGCCCAUGGAAGUUGUCUCCGGGCCAUCUCGCUCACCAUCGGGGAGACCCACGUCCAGCUCCUCGACUCAGGGGCGGUGCUGGCAGCCGGGCGGGAGGUGUCCGUGCCCUGGGAGGGCCCGCAGGGCAUCAUCCGUCUAUCCCGCGCCUCCUCCGCCUUCCUGCUGCUGCGCGGGCCCGGGGUCCUGAUCCUCUGGUCCGGCCCGGCCGCCACCGCCUACAUCACCCUGGAGCCACGCUAUGCCCGACAGGUGCGGGGUCUGUGCGGCACGCUCACCCGGAGCCAGCAUGACGACUUCCUGACCCCCGAAGGGGACGUGGAGGGCGGCGUGGCCGCCUUCGCCAGCAAGUUCCAACUGGCGGCCGUGGCGAAGGAGGAGGAAGAGGGGGAAGGGGAGUGCCGGCCCGGAGACUCCAUGGCCCUCGAUCCCUGCAGCUCCUACGCGCAGCGCCGACCCUUCGCGGAGGAGGCUUGCGCCGUCCUCCACGGCCCGGCCUUCCAGCUCUGCCAAGGACUGGUGGAACUGGAGUCCUACAAGCAGCGCUGCUUGGCGGCGGUGUGCGGCUGUGUCCCCGGACGCGACUGUCUGUGCCCUGUGCUGGCCGCCUACGCUCGCCACUGUGCCCAGGAGGGCGCCCCCAGCCCCUGGAGGAACCAGACCUUCUGCCCGGUCAUCUGCCCCGGCGGCCAGCUGUACCAGGAGUGCUCCCCUCCCUGUGGCCGGACCUGUGGGGAGCAGUGGGCCCCCGAGAAUGCGAGCUGCAAGGGUGUGGGGGGCUGCGUGGCCGGCUGCAACUGUCCCCCAGGUCUGCUGUGGGACCAUGUGGGCCAGUGCGUGCCCUCUGCCCUCUGCCCCUGCCGGCUGGGAACAAAAACCCACCCCCCGGGCAGCAACGUCCUGCAGGGCUGCAACAGCUGCGUGUGUCAGGAAGGUGCCUGGAACUGCACCACCCACGCCUGCCCCCUCAGCGUGGCAUUCUGCCCUGAGGGCCGGGUCUAACGCCCCGCACCUGCCUGCCUCACCUGCGACAGCCCCAAGACCAACUUCACCUGCCCCACUGGCACCGCUGAUAGCUGCGUCUGUCCCCCGGGCACCGUGCUGCUGGACGAGCACUGCGUGUCUCCGGAGCUGUGCCCUUGCCACCACAGUGGGCGACUCUACCCACCUAAUGCCACCAUCCAGGAGGACUGCAACACCUGCGUGUGCCAGGGUCGGCGGUGGCAAUGCGAGGGACGGCAGUGCCCAGGUCGAUGCCAGGCCUCGGGGGCCCCGCACUACGUGACGUUUGACGGGCUGGCGCUGACCUUUCCCGGAGCCUGCGAGUACCUGCUGGUGCAAGAAUUGGGUGGGCGCUUCUCCGUCUCUGCCCAGAACCUGCCCUGUGGUGCCAGCGGCCUGACCUGCACCAAGGCUCUGACCCUGCAGCUGGGCGGCACCGUGGUGCACGUGCUCAGAGGCCGGACGGUGACGGUGAACGGGGUGAGCGUUCAGCAGCUCCCCGAGACCUACACGGGCCCCGGCAUCAGCCUGCGCCGAGCCGGACUCUCCCUGCUGGUCACCGCCCGCCUCGGCCUCGCCCUGCUCUGGGACGGGGGCACGCGGGUGCAGAUAGAGCUGUCGCCCCACUUUCGGGCCCGCGUGGCGGGACUGUGCGGGGACUUCGACGGGGACGCGGCCAACGACCUGCGGAGCCGGCAGGGCGGGCGGGAGCCCACGGCAGAGCUGGCCGCCCACUCGUGGCGUCUCAGCCCGCUCUGCCCCGAGCCGGGGCCGGGGGACCGGCCCCACCCGUGCACGGUGAACGCCCACCGGGCGGGGUGGGCCCGGGCGCGCUGCGGGGCGCUGCCGCAGCCGCUCUUCGCCCCUUGCCACCCCGCCGUGCCCCCGCAGCAGCACUACGACUGGUGUGUGUACGACGCCUGCGGCUGCGACUCCGGGGGCGACUGUGAGUGUCUGUGCUCUGCCCUUGCCACCUACGCGGAUGAAUGUGCCCGUCAUGGGCACCACCUGCGCUGGCGCAGCCAGGAGCUCUGCCCCCUGCAGUGUGAGGGGGGUCAGCUCUACGAGCCCUGUGGUCCUACCUGCCCUCCAACUUGCCACGACUCCAGCUCUGAGCCCGCUUGGCAAUGCCAGGCUGUGCCCUGUGUGGAAGGCUGCUUCUGUCCAGAGGGCACCCUUCUGCAUGACGGGGAGUGUGUGGAACCCUCCGCCUGCCCCUGCGAGUGGACAGGACGCUCCUUUCCCGCGGGAGCCGUGAUGCAACGGGACUGUGGGAACUGUUCAUGCCAGGCCGGGCAGUGGAGCUGCGGGGAGGCGGAGGCCCCGUGUGGCGAGCUGGCACCAGGCUGUGCGGAGGGGGAGGUCCCGUGCCGGACCGGGGGACACUGUGUGCCGCAGGCCUGGCUCUGUGACCACCAGGAUGACUGCGGCGAUGGCUCGGACGAGGAGGGUUGCGGCCCCCCCCCGGGCUGUGAGGAGGGGCAGCUGGCCUGCGACGGGGGACGCUGCGUGCCCGUCACCCUGCGCUGCGACGGCCGCGAGGACUGCGCGGACGGCGCCGAUGAGCACGGAUGCCCUUGCCCCGCCGGGCACGUCGCCUGUGCCAAUGGGCACUCCCCCCACACGCGGCUCUGCGAUGGGCACCCCGACUGCCCCGACGGUGCCGACGAGGACUCCUGCCUGGGGCCCAUGAGCUGUGCGCCAAAGCAGCUGCCCUGCCUGGAUGGUACCUGCAUUGGCAGAAAGCAGCUGUGCGACGGAGUCUGGGACUGCCCAGAUGGGGCUGAUGAGGGACCCGGGCACUGCCCACCGCCCUCCCCACUCCCCCUGCUGCCUGAUGGCACGCCACCCGGGCCCCUGCCCGGGGACAACGGUCCUGGUGAGGGAAGGUCAAGCAGUCAGUCCAGGACGCCACCCCCACCCGUGCCCUCUGUGCCCCUGCCAGCCCCCUCCUGCAGCCAGUUCGAGUUCCCCUGUGGCAGCGGGGAGUGUGCCCCACGGGGUUGGCGCUGUGACCAGGAGGAGGACUGCCUGGACGGGAGCGACGAGCUGGACUGUGCCCGGCCCUGCCCCCUGCACCACGUGCCCUGUGCCCUCGGGCCCCACUGUGUGCCCUACGGGCAGCUCUGCGAUGGGACCGCCCAGUGCCCGGACCACUCUGACGAAAGCGCCGACAUCUGUGGCGAGACCCCCUCAGAUGGGACCCGCGGACCACACCCCCUGCCCCAGCCCCUCAAGGGCCCCACCCAUAAACCAAGUUCUCUGAAACCCAGGCCCAGACCCUGGUUCUGCCUCCAUUUCUGCCCAGCUCCCCGGGAUCAGAGGGAUGAGAAGACCCUCCCUUUGCCCUCUGAAGGGGAGCAUCCCAGCCUCUUCCUUUCCCGUGCACCGUCCUCCUCUUCCUCCCUCCUCCUUCUCCUUCUCCUCUCCCCCCGCCUCCCCACUCUGAGUGAAGAGGGCGGUGCCCACAGGCUCCAUCCAUCUGCCCCUCUGCCCGGGACUCUUUGCCUGCACGUCCGGUCCCCCCCAUCUGCCUCGGCCCGGGUCGGCUAUGCGAUGGCGCCUCCGACUGCCCGGAAGGCGAGGAUGAGGCCAACUGCGGUACGGCCCGGGCACCCUUCUGCCCGCCGUGGGGGCGUGGAGAGCAGGCCGACUCCAGGGCCGCCCAAUGGGACAGUGGGACCUUGUCCAGAGUACUCUUGCCCUGAUGGCAGUUGUAUUAGCUUUAAGCAGGUGUGUAACGGUCAGCCAGACUGCCCCACGGAGCCCCAGGCCCCGGCAGGGCCCCGGACCGGAGCCGAACUGCCCCCGAGGAGCGUGGCUGCGGGGCUUUGGGGUCCCUGGGGCCCUUGGGGGUCCUGCAGCCACUCCUGCGGGCCAGGGGUCCAGGAGAGGGUCCGGCACUGCAGCCCCCCAGAGCUUCCUGUGCUGUGGCGCUGCCCUGGGGGAGAAAGGCAGGCCCAGGAGUGCUUCAGCGACGCCUGUCCGGUGGACGGCGAGUGGGGCAGCUGGUCCCCCUGGUCCAACUGCUCGGAGCCGUGCCGGGGAGCGGUGUCGAGGCAGCGGGUCUGCAUCCCACCCCGCAAUGGGGGCCGGGCCUGUGCCAGCCUUCCCGGAGGCCCCCACAGCACCCUCCAGACCCGGCCGUGUCCUCAGGAUGGCUGCCCCACUGCCACAUCGUGCCCAGGGGAGCUGGUGCCCUGGCCGUGCGCGCCCUGCCCUCUGACCUGUGCCGCCAGCUCGAGUCAGGCCAAAUGUCCGCCGGACCAACCCUGCAGUGCCGGCUGCUGGUGCCCCAAGGGGCAGGUGCUGGGCAGCGAGGGGCAGUGUGUGCGCCCCCGGGAAUGCCCCUGCCAGGUGGACGGCAGCCGCUACUGGCCGGGCCAGCGGAUCAAGAGCCACUGUCGGAUCUGCACGUGCCAGGAUGGACGGGCCCCGGCGUUGCGCCCUAACCCGGACUGUGCCGUGAACUGCGGGUGGUCUGCGUGGUCGCCGUGGGGCGAGUGCCUGGGCCCGUUGGCGGUUGCAGAGUGUUCAGUGGUCCUUUCGCAGCCCGACAACCCCAGUCCGGCGGGCCAGGGCCGCCAGUGCCGAGGCAUCUACCGCAAGGCCCGCAGGUGCCAGACGGAGUCAUCGAGGAGUGUGAACAGGAGGGUCGUGCUCAAUGGCGUGGGAGAGCGCUGGCGCUGGGGGCAGUGCCAGGUGUGCCAGCUGUCUGGCCAAACCGCACGGUGCAGUGCUCCAGUAUUGCCCCCUGGCAGGGUGCCCCGAGAGGAGAACAGGACCAAGUGUCCCUUGGGUUUCUGGGACCCCUUCUGCCCCGCCUCCAGUAUCCAGCCUAGCCAGUCUCCCCUCGUCACCUACUCGCUGCCUCUGCCUGGAGACCCCUGCUACGCCCCCCUGGGCUUGGCUCGACUCCCCGCCAGCAGCCUGAGCGCCUCCUCACAGCAAGCCGACCACCCCGCCGCAGCCGGGCGCCUGGGUCCCUCUCCGGCGGGGCCCGACCUGCAGGGCUGGAGCCCCCAGGAGGACGUGUACCCCGAGUUGCACGCUCGUCCCCCCUUUCUGCAGAUCGACCUCACUGGUCGGGGCAGUGGGCAGGGCAUUGGGCAGGACACUGAUCAGGACGUGGGGCCGGGCGCCCCCCAGGAUAGGGACAGGCCGGGCCAGGAGAGGUGUUUGCCGGGACUGGGCUUCGAUCUCCUUUGCCGUCCUCCCUUUCUUCCCUCUGGCCCUCUUUCCAAUCCCGCAGGCAUCGUGGUGCAGGGGGCCGGAUCAUCGGAUGCCUACGUCACCAGCUUCUCCCUCCAGUUCAGCGCCGACGGGCUCCACUGGCACGACUAUCCCGAGCGGUUCCCGGGGAAUUGGGAUGAUUCGACGCCGGCAGUGCGGACGUUCGAACGGGCGGUGCCGGCCCGGCACGUCCGGGUUCUACCCCACGACUUCCAGGCAUGCCAUCUUCCUCAGGGUUGGAGCUGCUCGGGCUGUGGGCCAGUGUCCAUCCCAACGGUGCCCCCUUGCCCGGGAGGGAUGGCUCACUGUGCCAGCGGUGCUUGCCUCGUGCCGCCGGCCGUCCUGUGCGAUGGGGUCGACGACUGUGGGGACGGCUCUGAUGAAGAGGGUUGUGGACCCCUGCCCACCGGCACCGUCAGGUAUGGUCUGAGCCCCGCCCCAGGGGACACCUUCCCCCAUGUGCUUUGUGCCCCGGGCCACGUACCCUGUGAGCUGUUGGGCUGCGUGGAGGCUGGGCAGGUGUGUGAUGGGCAGAAGGACUGUCCGGAUGGCUCCGAUGAACUGCACUGUGCGGGUGCCACCCCGUUCCCGGUGCCCACGGCGGCGCUGCCCUCGCACCCCAGCGCCCAGGCCAUCUGCUCCCCCAGCCAGCUGAGCUGCGGCAGCGGGGAGUGCGUCCCCGGCCAGCGGCGCUGCGACCUGCGGCCGGACUGCCUGGACGGCUCCGACGAGGACGGCUGCGUGGACUGCGUGCUGGGCCCGGCCUCCUGGAGCGGCUGCAGCCGCAGCUGCGGGUUAGGGGUCUCCUUCCAGCGCCGGGACCUGCUGCGGGCAGCCCUGCCCGGGGGCACCUGCCGCCAGGGUCACCUCCGGAGCCGGUCCUGCUUCCUGAGGGCCUGCCCAGUGGCCGGAGCCUGGACGCCCUGGGGGCCGUGGGAGGCCUGCAGCGUGCCCUGCGGCGGGGGCCAGCGGAGUCGCCGGCGCGGCUGUGCGGACCCUCCGCCCAAGAACGGGGGGGCCCCCUGCCCCGGAGAGGCCCGCGAGAGCCAGCCCUGCGCCCUGCAGCCCUGCGGGGGAGGCACGGACUGUGGGCCUGGGCAGGUGUAUGUGGGAGCAGACCAGUGCCAGAGGGGCUUGGCGCCCCCGUGCCCACCCUCUUGCCAAGAUCCAGCUGCCCGCAGGAACUGCAGCAGCCCCUGCCUGGAGGGCUGCCGCUGCCCCCCAGGACUUCUCCUCCACAACAUCCAUUGCCUGCCCCCGGCCCAGUGCCCUUGCCAGGCGGGCACCAAGAUGUACCCGCCCGGAGAACCCUUCCUGUUGGACAACUGCAGCCGAUGCGUGUGUGAGGGAGGGUCUCUGCGCUGCGAGGCGGGGGACUGCCCCGUGUCCUGCGGCUGGUCUGCCUGGUCUCCCUGGGGCCCUUGUGACCCCUCCUGUGGAACUGGAUCCCGCGUCAGAUUCAGGUCCCCUUCUAACCCGGCGCCGGCGGCAGGGGGUGAGCCGUGUGCGGGGGAUGGGCAGGAGGUCCAGGCCUGCCACACACGCUGUGGAACAGAGCCCCCGCCGCCACCAGGUUGGACGCCGUGGAGCCCCUGGUCCCCCUGCCCCCGGACCUGCGACCCUCCCCAGGCCCUGCCCUCCUGGCGCCGCCGCUUCCGGCUGUGCCCCGGGCCUGCAGGCCUGGCCUGCCCCGGGGAGCCCGUCCAGGAGGAGGCAUGCAGCCCCUCGGCCUGCCCAGCACCCGGCUCCUGGUCCCCCUGGACCCCGUGGUCCCCGUGUUCUGCUCCUUGCGAUGGAGGGAUCCAGACCCGCAUCCGCAGCUGCCCGGGCCCGGUCCUCCCCAAUGGCUCCGACUGCCUGGGUCCCCACAGCCAGAGCCAGGACUGCCACACUCAGCCCUGCGCAGCCUGGUGCCCGCAAGACAUGGUGUUCCACUCGGAGGAGCAGUGCCGCAAGGAGGGGGGGCCGUGCCCACGGCUGUGCCUGGCCCGGGGUCCGGGGGUGGAGUGCGCUGCCAGGUGCACCUCCGGCUGCGUCUGCCCACCCGGCCUCUUCCUGCACAAUGCCACCUGCGUGCCCCUCAGCCACUGCCCUUGUCUGUUCCAUGGGCAGCUCUACCCACCUGGGGCCAGUGCCCCCCGGGACGCCUGCAACAACUGCACCUGUGUCUCUGGAGAGAUGGUGUGUGACUCGACGCUCUGCCCAGUGCCCUGCGGCUGGAGCCCCUGGACUCCCUGGAGCCCCUGCAGCCGCAGUUGCAACGUGGGCAUGCGUCGACGCUUCCGGUCGGGCACUGCCCCUCCCGCAGCCUUCGGGGGCGCCGAGUGCCAAGGCCCCGGGGUCGAGGUCGAGUUCUGCAGCCUGCAGCCCUGCCGGGGACCGGGCUGGGAAUGGGGUCCGUGGUCCCCCUGCUCUGUGCCCUGCGGCGGCGGCUACAGAAACCGCACCCGGAGAGAUGCCCCCGGCGGACCCAUCGACUUCUCCACCUGCAACCUCCAGCCCUGCGCUGGGUCCGUGCCCGGUGUGUGCCCGGAGGGGAAGCUGUGGCGGGACUGUGCCCGGGGUCCGGCUUCCUGCGCGGAGGUCAGCAGCAACUGGACUAAUGAAACUUGCCUCUCCGGCUGCUUCUGCCCUCCCGAGGCCCUCCUGUUGAAUAACGUAUGUGUGCCCACUCGGGAUUGUCCCUGUGUCCAUGGCGGGCACCUCUAUUCCCCGGGCAGUGCCGUGCUCCGGCCCUGUGAGAACUGCUCCUGUGUCUCCGGCCGCAUCACGAACUGCACCUCCCGGCCCUGUGAAGAGGACCGGGCCGUCUGGUCCCCCUUGACGCCCUGGAGCGAGUGUUCAGCCUCCUGCGGCCCCGCCCGACGGCACCGGCACCGCUUCUGCCCCGGGGGUCCCAGCCCGGUGCCUCCCACCCAGCCUCUGCUGCCCCCCCCCCAGCCUCUGCUGCCCCCCCAGCCCCUGGUGCCCCGUGCAGUUCCCUGCCCGGGGCCGGAGGCCGAGGAGGAGCCCUGUGCCCUGCCGGCCUGUGACCGUGACAGGGGCUGGAGCCCCUGGGGCCCCUGGUUGAGCUGCAGCCGGAGCUGCGGGGGUGGCCUGCGGAGCCGCCGGACCUGCGACCACCCGGCCCCGCGCGGGCUCGGGGAUUACUGCCAGGGGCCCAGUGCCCAGGGGGAAGCCUGCCAACCGCAGCCCUGCCCGGGUACCCGGGGCGCCAUCCCCGGCUCCGAGUUCAGCCCCUGCGGCCCGCCUUGCCGUUCCUGCGAUGACCUCACGCAUUGCGAGCCCCACUGCCAGCCGGGUUGCUACUGCCCACGGGCUGGUCUUGAGCGUGGGCGGACUUCAAGCUGCGUGGAGCCAGCCACCUGCAACCUGCUGGGACUGCUGACCGGGGAGAGGCAUCCUCCGGGCGCCAGGCUGGAACCGGCCGGACGGCUGCAACACUGGCUCCUGGGAGCAAAGAACGGCAGCUGGACGCUGAAGUCGCCUCUCGCAGGGGAAGGGCAUCUGCCGGGAGGGAAAGCUGAACUGCACAACCUGGCCUGCCCCGUGGAUGGCGGCUGGAGCCCCUGGCCGUGGUCCUGCGACGCCUGCGGCGGGGCCUCCCGGACCAGGACGUGCGCCCACCCACCUGCCAGCCCAGGGGGCCGACCCUGCCCCGGUGGGGCAUCGGCAGAGCCGCCCCUGCCAGGACAACACACCCAUUGCCCAGAUUGUGGAGGGGGUCUGGUGGCUCUCCCCUGUGGGCAACCUCUCCCCCGCUCCUGCCAGGACCUGUCUAGGGGCAGCACGUGCCAGCCGGGGCCGCCCGGCUGCCAGUUUUCCUGCGGGUCCCCUGGCCAACUCACUCAAGAUGGGACCUGUGUGCCCGUUGCCCUCUGUCGCUGCCAGUACCAGCCCGGAGCCAUGGGGGUCCCCGAGAACGAGAGUCGCACGGCAGGGGGCAGGUUCAGUUCCUGGGAGAGUGUGGAACCUGGGGAGACCGUGACUGGACCGUGUGACAACUGCACAUGUGUGGCGGGCCUCCUGCAAUGCCACGUGGUGCCCGGGUGCCCAGGGCCUGGCGGCUGGGGCCCGUGGGGCCCGUGGCUGUGCAGUGUCUCCUGCGGGGGCGGGGAGCAGCUGCGCUCCCGGGGUUGUGCCCGCCCCCCGUGCGCCGGCCCUGCCCGCCAGAGUCGCACCUGUCACACACAAGUCUGCAGAGCUGGCUGCCCAGCUGGACGGCUGUACCGGGAGUGCCAGCCGGGCGAGGGCUGCCCCUUCUCCUGUGCCCACAUCACCCAGCAGCUGGGCUGCUUCUCAGAUGGCUGCGAGGAGGGCUGCCACUGCCCGACGGGCACCUUCCAGCAUGGCCCAGCCUGCGUCCAAGAAUGUCCCUGUGUGCUGACUGAAUCUGUACUGCAGGAGCUGGGGUCCCUCAGCCCAGAUGCCGGGAUCCCUCUUCCCUUGGUUGGGGAGAAGGGGCAGCCCUUGGCCCCUGGGGAUGAGCUGGUCCCAGGACACACCCUUCACUAUGGCUGCAGUAACUGCUCCUGUGCCCAUGGACAGGUCACCUGCUCCCGGGCCCACUGUCCCCGGGCCGAGGGCUUCUCCCCCUGGGGCCAGUGGAGUCCCUGCUCCCGCUCCUGCGGGGGGCUGGGAACCCGCACCCGCACCCGGCACUGCGCCCACCCCACCUCUGCCCACGGCGGCGAUGGCGACGGCAGCGAGGACUGCACCGGGCCCCUCCAGGACCUGCAGUUCUGCCUGAGCCCAGACUGCACCGGGGACGCAGGCUCCACUCUGGAGCCAAUAACCGACUCCCCAGAUGGUUGGGGUCCUUGGUCCCCCUGCUCCCGCAGCUGCACAGACCCCGUGCUUCCCGCCCUGCGCAGCCGAAUCCGCUUCUGCUCUGCCAACUGCACCGGGGAGACCAGGCAGGAGCGGCCCUGCAACCUCCCGCUAUGCACUGUGGUGCCCCCUUGCCCGGGCCCGGGCUGUUCCGGGGGGAACUGCUCAUGGACGACCUGGGGGCCGUGGACCCCCUGCUCCCGCAGCUGCGGGGUGGGCCAACAACGGCGCCUCCGGGCCUACCACCCCCCGGGGCCCGGCGGGUACUGGUGCCCGGACAUCCUCACCGCCUACAAGGAGCGCCACUUCUGCAACCUGCGGGCGUGCCCGGUGCCGGGCAGCUGGUCCCGCUGGAGCCCGUGGUCCUGGUGCGACCGGAGCUGCGGCGGGGGCCGCUCGCUGAGGAGCCGCAGCUGCUCCAGCCCCCCGCCCAAGGACGGGGGUGCUCCGUGCCCCGGGGACCACCAUCAUGCCCGUCUCUGCAACCCCACCCCCUGUGAGGAGGGCUGUCCCCCAGGCAUGGAGGUUGUGGACUGUGCCAACCGCUGCCCACGCCGCUGCUCGGAUCUCCAGAAGGGCAUUGUGUGUCAGGACGGGCAGCCCUGCAAACCAGGUUGCCGCUGCCCUGAGGGCUCUCUGGAACAAGAUGGUGUAUGUGUGCCAGUUGGGCACUGUGAGUGCACUGAUGCCCAUGGGCACAGCUGGGCCCCGGGCAGCGAGCAUCAGGAGGGCUGCAACAACUGCACCUGCCAGUCUGGACGACUGACCUGCAGUGCCCAGCCCUGCCCAGCCCCUGCCCACUGCAGCUGGAGCCUCUGGUCCACCUGGGCCUCCUGCAGCAGUUCCUGUGGGCACGAUGGGCAGCAAAGCCGUUUCCGGUCAUCUACGUCCGGCUCGUGGGCCCCAGAGUGUCGGCAGGAGCAGUCCCAGACCCGGCCCUGCCCGCAGCCCCCCUGCCCACCGCUGUGCCCACAGGGGGCUCACCACAGGGUGCUGGGGGACAGCUGGCUUCAGGAUGAGUGUCAGCAAUGCUCCUGCACCCCUGAGGGCAUCUCCUGCCAGGACAUCGACUGCGCAGUGCCCGGGGGCUGGACGCCCUGGUCCCCCUGGUCAGACUGCCCCGUCUCCUGCGGGGGCGGGGAGCAGAUCCGCACCCGGGCCUGCAUCGCCCCAGCCCCUCGCCACGGGGGCGCUCCCUGCCCUGGCCCCGAAACCCAGGCCCAGCCCUGCGGGCACCAGCCCUGCCCAGAGAUGCCCGGGGAGUGUUCCUGGGGGGCCUGGGAGCCCUGCUCCCGUAGCUGUGGCACCGGCCUCGCCGCCCGGCCUGGAUCCUGCCCAUGCCCUUCUCCCGGCCCCGCCGACCCCGCUGACCCAGGAACCCCCUGCAACGGCACCGUGGCCGGCCAGGACACCCGGGCCUGCUUUCUGGGGCCCUGCCAAGAGGAGUGUGUAUGGGGGGGCUGGAGCCCCUGGACGCGCUGCUCGUGUCGGGUACUGGUCCAGCAGCGCUACCGACACCAGAACCCUGCGCCCGGGAUGAGCGGCCCCUGCACCCGCCUGGACGGCCACUUCCGCCCCUGCCCCCCCAGCAACUGCUCCGAGGAGAGUUGUGCUCCCCCGUUUGAGUUCCAGGCCUGCGGCUCCCCUUGCAAUCGGCUCUGUGCCACCCACUGGCGCCAGGGCCUCUGCCAGGACCUGCUCCCGUGCCAGCCUGGCUGCUUCUGCCCACAGGGUCUGCUGGAACAGGCAGGCGGCUGCGUCCCCCCGUCGCAGUGCAACUGCCUCCACCAGCCCCAGGACGGAGUUGGGGAGCCCCAGGCCUGCCCCCCCGGGGGCUCUCUGACUCUGGGCUGCAAAAAAUGUGUGUGCCAGGAGGGAGUGCUGCAGUGCACCAGCGACAGCCGCCACGGUCUCCUGCCCCUGAGCGGCUGGUCCGAAUGGUCUCCCUGCGGGCCCUGCCUGCCCCUCUCCGCUCUGGGCCCUUCGUCUCAGGCGGCGGCCCUGGCCCUGCGGAGCCUCCGGCCCACGGAGGGAACCGUGCCUGGUGCCCUGCGAGCACCCCCAACCCCACUGGCCUCCGAGCAGCACCGGUACUGCCUCUGCCUGGACCCAGAGACUGGCCUGCCCUGGGGCGGUCCCCCCGACCUUUGUGCCACCCCCCUCAGCCAGCAGCGUCUCUGCCCUGACCCUCUCGCCUGCCAGGACCUGUGCCAGUGGGGCACCUGGUCGCCCUGGGGCCCUUGUCGAGCGCCCUGUGGUGGUGGAUUCCGGCUGCGCUGGGGAGAAGCGGGGGGCCGGGCAGCAGGGCACUGCCAGGGGGCCUGGGCCCAGACCCAGAGCUGUAACGUGGCCCCUUGCCCAGGGGAGAGCUGUGAGGCUCGGGGCACGGUGCCCGCUGCGGACUGUGCCAACCGGUGCCCUCGCAGCUGCGCCGACCUCUGGCCCCGAGUGCAGUGCCUGCAGGGUCCCUGCCGCCCAGGUUGCCGCUGCCCCCCAGGACAGCUCCUGCAAGACGGACAGUGUGUGCCCAUCUCUUCCUGCCGCUGCGGCCUUCCCGGCCCCAACGCCAGCCACGAGCUGCUCCCGGGGGAGACCUUGAAGUUGCACUGCCACAACUGCACCUGUGCCAACGGGUCCCUGGCGUGCCCGCCCCACGGGUGCCCGGUCUUCGGCCCGUGGUCCAGCUGGAGCGACUGUUCGUCCUCUUGCGGGGGAGGGACGGCAGAGAGGCACCGGGAUUGCCUGGAGGGCACCCAGGGGGCACCGUGCCAGCCCGGGGACCUACAGCAGCUACAGACCUGCAAUCCCCAGCCCUGCCCAGGUGAGUGUGAGCCCUGCGUCUGGGGGCCGUGGACGCCCUGGUCCAGCUGCUCUGUGAGCUGUGGCGAGGGCAUCCUCACUGCCCACCGGAGCACUGUGCCCCUCGGCCCCGUCCCGGGCACCGAGUGCAGGGGCCCCGCCCAGCGCCAGCAGCCAUGCCAGCUUCCUGACUGUGGCUGCCCUCCAGGGGAGCGCUGGCAGCGGGCAGGGCCCGGGGAGCCCAUCCCGUGUGAACGGACUUGCCCAGAGGUGUAUGCAGAAAAACCUCCACAAGGAAACUGCAGCCUGAGACAGAUCCCGGGCUGUGUGUGCCAGGCCGGGCACUACCGAAGCCUGGGGGGCUCGGGGGCUUGUGUCACCGCUGCCCACUGCGAGUGCCAACAUCUUGGGCUUUUCUACGCGCCGGGCUCCGAGUGGCAGGAUGCCUGCGAGACCUGUCGCUGCCUCAACGGGAGGAGCCUCUGUAGUCGGGACUGCUCUUCCCUCACCUGUGCCCAGGGAGAAGUUAAAGUAUGGGAGCCUGGGAACUGCUGUCCUGUGUGUCGCCAGGAGGUUCAGGAAGAGCCGUCAUCCUCCUGCCGGCAUCUCACCGAGCUGCGCAAUAUCACCAAGGGCAGCUGCCACCUGGAAGGGGUGGAGGUGAGCUACUGCAGCGGGCACUGCCCAUCUCGCACUAACGUCAUCCCGGAGGAGCCGUACCUGCAGAGCGAGUGCGGCUGCUGCAGCUAUCAACUGGACCCCGACAGCCCCGUGCGCAUCCUGAGCCUGCGAUGCCCAGAGGGUGACCUCGAGCCCGUCGUGCUGCCCAUCAUCCACAGUUGCCAGUGCAGCUCCUGCCAGGGAGGAGACUUCUCCAAACGCUAAGCCCUGUCGCCCCCUGUUCCCCACCCCGGGAUCCCCCGCCAUCACCACCCAGGAGGCUGAGGGGGGCGGGUGUCAAGGGAAUGUGCUGAACGUUGGGUUCAGCGGUUCGUUCCUCAAUAAA